GAAGAAAGGAAGGGUAGCUAGGAUUUGGGAAAGAACAUAUUUGCUCUACAUCAAAACAAUCAAACACAACGGAUUUACCAGAAACGCUGGUCCUUUCAACCGAGAAAUCGAUCACAAGGGAAGCGGCUCAACUGCGGCUGAGGACGGUGGUAACCGGAGGCGGAGGAAGAGGCUUCGGCAGAAUCGAAAUUACUACUAGGAGAGAUGAGAGGCAGAAGUAGAGAGAGAGUGACAAGGAAGCAAGGAAGAAAAUCAGCACGGGCAUGGGAUCAUUACAGCAGAAUAGGGAGAAGCAAAGGUUUCCAGCCAGAUCGGAGAAUUGAUAGGGCAGUAUACAAUCUAGCCGUCCCAUUCUUCUUCACCAACUUUCCAGGGGACUGGGAUUAUGAGCAGAUGUGGAGAACCUUUAGAGGAUAUGGAAGAGUUAUCGACAUACACGUACCAGCCAGGACAGAUAGGUAUGGAAGACGGUUCGGGUUUGUCCGAUAUCUUGAUGUGCAAAAUGUCCACAUGCUGGAGAGGGAGUUAGAUCAAAUAAAGGUAGGAGGGAUCAAGAUUCACGUAAACCAACCAAGAUUUGACAGGAAAGCAAAAAUACAAAGGGACGGAAGCCAGAACAAUGUAGAAAAGACCAUCAGCUUUGAAGCAAAUAGGAGAGCAGAUAUGACUUAUGCAGACAUCCUUAGAGGCUCAAAGAAGAAUGGACUGGGGAGUACACAGGCCACUACUACAGAACAACUUAUACAAAACAAGGACAGGGACAGAAAAGCCACUCACACGACAAAAGGAAGAAAGGAAUGGAUUGCAAAAAGCAGAGAUUCCAAAUGGAGAGGGUGGGAAUUCAGAGCUGAGGAAUCAGAUUUUGAAUGAGUAAAAGGGAGUUUUGUGGGGACAGCCCGAGCAGUAGAAUUAAUCCCAACAAUUCAA
This is a messenger RNA of Rubroshorea leprosula, 927 nucleotides long. The record is from the annotation of a GenBank genome assembly. NCBI's taxonomy places the organism in Eukaryota, Viridiplantae, Streptophyta, Magnoliopsida, Malvales, Dipterocarpaceae.